AACCGAAAUCGUUUAUUUCUAAAAGAAAAGGUCAAAAGGAUUUCCUCCGCCACCGCUCCCCUCCGAUUCGCUAGUUUUCCUGCCAGCCAAUUAUAUUUCUCGGAUUCUCGCCGCGUCUACUCUAUCCUCUUACUUCUACGGUUGCGGCAAAUUUCGUCGUCAACUUCUUCGGUGAAGGGAUUUCUAUGAUGCAACGAGUGGGCAGUGCAGGGAACACAUCAAAUUCGCUCCGUCCUCGAAAAGAGAAGAAGUUGACUUAUGUGCUGAAUGGUGCAGAUGAUACCAAGCACUGUGCAGGCAUAAACUGCCUGUCUCUACUGAAUUCAUUGGGACAAGAUGAGUGUGAUUAUCUCUUCACUGGGAGCCGUGAUGGCACGUUAAAGAGAUGGGCAUUGGCUGAAGAUGCUGCUGCAUGGUCAGCUACAUUUGAGUCGCAUGUGGAUUGGGUAAAUGAUGCUGUUCUUGCCGGUGGUAACACAUUAGUUUCCUGUUCCUCAGAUACCACUGUUAAGGCAUGGAAUUUCUUGUCUGAUGGAACUUGUACUAGGACAUUUCGUCAGCACUCUGACUAUGUCACUUGCCUUGCUGCAGCUGAAAAAAAUAGCAAUAUUGUUGCUUCUGGAGGUCUUGGUGGGGAGGUUUUCAUAUGGGAUCUUGAAGCUGCCCUUGCUCCCCUCUCCAAGUCAAAUGAUGCAGCUGAAGAUGAGUGCUCAAACAGUGUGAACAGUUUGGAAUCUUCUUUACCCUGUAACGGUCUACAACCUAUCAAGUUAAGCAUUAAUAGUUCUCAGAAUGCUACCCAGUCUCAAGGAUAUGUUCCCAUUGCUGCAAAAGGUCAUAAAGAGUCAGUUUAUGCAUUGGCUGCAAAUGACCAGGGAACACUUCUUGUUUCUGGUGGAACUGAGAAGGUUGUGCGUGUCUGGGACCCAAGAACUGGUUGUAAGACGAUGAAGCUUAAAGGACACACUGAUAAUAUAAGAGCACUGCUGUUGGAUUCAACUGGAAGAUUCUGCUUAUCUGGAUCUUCUGAUUCUAUGAUCAGGCUAUGGGAUCUUGGUCAACAGCGAUGUGUGCAUUCUUAUGCUGUGCACACAGAUUCUAUCUGGGCACUUGCUAGUAAUCCAACAUUUAGCCAUGUUUAUAGUGGUGGAAGAGACCUUUCUCUUUGUGUUUGUACUCAGUUAUAUUUGACAGACUUGUCAACAAGAGAGAGUGUUCUACUUUGUACUGAGGAACAUCCUAUUUUGCAAUUGGGAUUGCAUGAUGAUGGUGUAUGGGUUGCCACAUCAGAUUCUUCUGUACAUAGAUGGCCAGCUGAACCACAUAAUCCCCUGAAAGUUUUCCAAAAAGGUGGUUCUUUCUUGGCUGGGAACUUGUCCUUUUCCAGGGCAAGGGUUUCGCUGGAGGGAUCUACACCUGUUCCUGUUUAUAGAGAACCAUCCUUGAGCAUUCCUGGAAUUCCUGGAAUUGUGCAGCAUGAGAUUUUAAACAAUAAAAGACAUGUCCUAACUAAGGACGCUACGGGCUCAGUGAAGUUAUGGGAAAUCACAAGGGGUGUGGUGAUUGAAAACUAUGGAGAGGUUUCAUUUGAGCAGAAAAAGGAAGACCUAUUUGAGAUGGUAAGCAUUCCUUCGUGGUACUCUGUGGAUAGUAGGUUUGGAAGUUUGUCAGUGAAUUUAGAAAUGCCACAAUGCUUUUCUGCUGAAAUGUAUUCUGCUGAUCUCAACAUUGCUGGGAAACCUGAGGAUGACAAGGUUAAUUUGGCACACGAAACCCUUAAAGGCCUGUUGGCCUGUUGGUUAACAAAAAGAAAGCAAAGAUUUGGAUCUCAAGCUUCACCAAAUGGAGGAAUUCUGUCUGGGAAGGAUAUGUCCACAAGGACUAUAUCCUUAUCUAGAGUUGAUGUUGAUGGUAAUGCAGAAAAUGAUUCCACAGUGCAUCCACCAUUUGAAUUUUCAGCAGCUUCCCCUCCUCCUGUUAUUACAGAGGGCUCUCACGGAGGUCCAUGGAGAAAGAAAAUUACCGAACUAUAUGGAACUGAAGAUGAGAAAGAUUUUCCGUGGUGGGUUCUUGACUGUGUGUUGUAUAAUCGCCUUCCCCCCAGGGAAAAUACCAAAUGCAGCUUCUAUUUGCACCCAUGUGAAGGUUCUACUUUACAGAUCAUUAAGCAAGGAAAACUUAGCGCCCCUCGAAUUUUGAGAAUCCAUAAAGUUGUCAACUAUGUCAUAGAAAAGAUGGUUCUUGAUAAGCCAGCAGAUAGUAUGAAUGUCGAUGAAACCUUUGCUCCAGGGAUGUCAGGAGGUCAGAUUCCACCCCUAGAUGGAGAUACUUCUCUCCUACCUGGACUCAAACCUCGGCAAAAUCUCAAGCCUUCCAUUGAAAUCUUGUGUAAUAACCAGGUGCUACCUCCUGACAUGAGCUUAGCCACUGUCCGGGCUUAUGUAUGGAAGAAACCUGAAGACCUUGUUCUCAACUACAGAAUGCUGCAGGGAUAUUCUGGUUAUUAUUCAACGUUUCAAUUGCAAUUAAGCUUUAUUUCAUUAUUUUGAAUUUUGUUGUGCUGUUAGUGUAUUGUAAAUUACAGGUGGCAAUCUGGUACUGGUUAAAAUGACCUAAAUCCAUCUGCAAUUUUAUGGGUUGGGUUACUUUAUAUUAAUCUACACAGGUGGCAAUCUGGUACUCGUUAAAAUGACCUAAAUCCAUCUGCAAUUUUAUGGGUUGGGUUACUUAUAUUAAUCUAUGGGUCAAGUUUGGUUGGGUUUUCUUAAACCUGCUGAUCACAGUUCAAAAACGAGCUGUGCAGCAAUUGCAGUCUUAAUAAUAAAAAAAAUCACCAGCAUCAUGUACUCUGGUCUUAACAUAAAGAUUUGGAGGACAGAGACAAGGGAAGAUGCUUAGAUGUCAAUCACAAUAAUGUCCUCUAAAGCCGAAACAUUUAUGUGUUUUUGUAAGGCGUAUUGUGAGUUAAGGGGGCAACUGACAAGUCAGUAAUGACUACCUGGGGGUUGCUUUGUUAACAGGUAUUACUGUGAUGUUCUGAAAGGUAGAGAGUAUCUUAGUUCUUCAGUUUGAAGUGACCUAACCUUAGAAAGGAAUUGUUUGAAAUUGAAAAUGUUUAUACGUACAAAAAUGGAAAACGUUUGCAUUAUUGAGUUGUGAUUGUAAUUUUUCUGAAAAUAUAGUGACAAAAAUAAUGAGCUCAUGCUUGCUAGAGUUUCUCCGUAGGUUUCAAAGCUUCAGAGCCACAUUAGAUAGAGUUGAGAGAUUGAUGCAAGAUCAUGAUGUAAAUGAGAGAGUUGGUUUAAAUUCAUUCUCCGCCCAAUUAAUACUUCCCGCAACCUUCGCAAUUGUUGAGCAUACAAAUGUUGUUUAGAUCAUGAGUUGGCUCAAGAAAAAAACAUGAAAACUAUUUGUCAGUAUCAAUGAUCAAUACCUUAGAAUAGGAUGAAUAGAAGAAGGAACUUUUUUCACUAUCCCAAUUUCCUUUUUGGUGGUGAAAUCUCAAAAAAAUAAAAAUAAAAAAAAAAAUAAAAAAAAUAAAAAAAAAUUGAAUUAAAUUAAAAUAAACACAAUAGAUGCUGGAUGUGAACAUUUAAAACAAGUCAUUGAAAACUAGAAGAGGAUCCACAUGUGGUACUAAAAUUUAAUUGAUUGUAUAAAAAGUUAGACGGAAGUCGCUCUAGACGGAUAUAGAGUUAACUUCGAAAAGACGGUAUCUCCAAAACAACUUUUGCAUCCUCAUUUAUAUUCCUGUGGAUCUAUAUUUAAAUUUUGCUCAAUGGGAAAAUGCAAUUUGUAUUUCCUUUGCUUUUCUCCAUUGGAAAGGGUUUCGGCCACUUUGGAGAUCUUAAUCAUAAUUUAGAUCUAUUUUGUACAAUGAUGGGUAGAUAAUUUUUUUUUUUGUAAACUCUAACCAAACUACUGAGAGUCGAGAUUUAUUUGAGUGAUACGCGCCUUUCAUCAGAAUCAUAAAUUCCAUAUUAUGAGGACAAUCAUGAACUCAGGCUUUUAAGAUACUGAACUAUUUAUCACUCUUUCAAAGAAAAAUUGGGAUUUGUCCUCAAUUGCUCAAAAACUCGUGAAUGGAAUGGAUGAAUUUGUUAAAUGUGAUAGUAAGAUAAUAAGGUUUGUCAGAUCAUAGCUCCAGCUGCCUUUCUUUGCACCAUAGCUUCCUUUUGUUUAUCAAUGUGUUCAGCUGUUUAUGCCUGUGUUUCGCACAUUCCAUCUGUACACCACAGUUCUAAUUUGUCUAUAAUUUGUAACUAUACUUAUUUUCUGCAAGUACACCCUGUAACUGUUUUGAGCAUCUAUUUCGGUUUCUCAAGUUUUGUAGAUUGGAAGUGGCAUAUGGUUGUGGAAUUACUUUGCGCACGUAAAAUACAUGGGAGUUAUGCAUUCUUCAGGGACUGCUUGCUGUGAUCAUAAAAUUAUUUUGCUUGUCUGUAAAUCUUGGAAACCAAUCAGAUGCCAAAUGUAGCAAAUACCCAAGUUUCUUGAGUACUGGUGAGCUGUACCACAGACUGAUGUCUGGUUUUUAAGAAUUUCAACAUUGGUUUGAGGGCGCUACGAUGUUUUCGAUGAGCUUUCCGGAAAUGUUUCAAGCUUGGAAUGAGCUUAAGCUCAAGGGGAGUACGAUUUUGAGGACUUUUAUGCAGGUAUUUCUAAAAGAAGUUAUUCGCAGGGCGCCUCCAGAGAUGUAUUUAGAGGGGAUACAAUCUCUUUGCAAACACUACACUGUUGGGUGGUGAUGCUGAUUAAAUUUCUACUGGAAAUGUCAAUUUAGUUAGUAGUAUUGACAAUUCUUAAUAAUUUCAGUUUUGUACAUUAUUUAUCUUGUUAGAACUUCAAGUAAUGAGGACAUGCACUUAUGCAUUCAAAAUCAGGUUUUUUAGUAGAUUUUGAUAAAAUUUGAUGAAAUGUGUGAUUGAAAAUU
Molecule: messenger RNA, 4933 nt
Organism: Olea europaea var. sylvestris
Lineage: Eukaryota; Viridiplantae; Streptophyta; Magnoliopsida; Lamiales; Oleaceae
Product: WD repeat-containing protein 48-like
Exons: 18
Coding region: 186-2549 (787 amino acids)
Biological process (GO): double-strand break repair via homologous recombination; protein deubiquitination
Molecular function (GO): ubiquitin binding
Source: RefSeq, a predicted model, not a curated record